AUGGGUUCAGUGGAAACAGUCAUCCUCACAGAACCAGAGAUAUUACGUGAGGCAUUUAUAGAUAAUCCAGACAUGUUUAUCAACCGUCACAUCAAUGUUUCUAGAUUAACAUUGAACAAUUGCAAGAAUAUUGCCUCUUGCAAUGGAGACUAUCACAAGAUUAUGAGAGACAUUGCAAUGAGGGGAAUCACUAGCACAAGGUUCAAAAAGAUGGAAGAUGAUAUUGUACAGGAGAUUAAUCUGUUGUGUGACAAAUUGGAUGUCUAUGCUAAGAGUGGAGAACCAUUGGACCCAACCAGCCUAAUCAAGAUGUGCUCUCUGAACAUCAUCUUUAGAUUCUCACUCAGCCAUCACUUCCCAUACGAUAUGGAUACUGAUGCUGGGGAAUUUGUCAAUUUGAUCAAUCAAGUAUUUAUCCUAUCAGGGACACCAAUGCCAUGCGAUUGCUUCCCCUUUAUCGGGUGGCUCCUGGUAAAGCUACCAAAGUUCAGAGAGUACCUUGACUUCAAUCACAGGCUUAGCAAAUUCCUCAGGGCUCUAAUCGAGAAGAGAGUGCCAUUGUUUGACAGUACAGCUGAACCAAAGGAUAUUCUUGACACCUAUUUGAUGGAGUUAUCCAAAGGAAACAUAACAAUGGAUGAGCUUACAUACACUUUCCAAGACCUUAUAAAGGGAGGAACAGAUACAACUGCAAACACAACAUCAGCAAUGAUAAAGGCAUUGGUGAACAGACCUGAGUUGCAGGAGAAUCUGUAUAGUGAACUCUCGAACAAAUUCGAGAACAAUCAUCCAUCGAUCCAAGACAAGAGCACAACACCUUACACCAAUGCCGUGAUCAAGGAAGCCACAAGAAGGUUCACUGUUGGUCCAUUGGGUCUUCCUCACUCUGCCAAAGAAGACUGUGAGUUCAGAGGCUAUCACAUCAAGAAAGGAACUCAGAUCAUUCAGAACGUGUAUGGCACUAUGAAUACUCCAGUGUAUUGGAAGAAUCCUUUGGAGUUUGAUCCAACUAGGUUCUUGGGCGUGGAUGGUGUUGCCAACAGCAAUGUUGUCAAACAGGCAUUUGGUACAGGGUCGCGCAAUUGUCUCGGAAUGUCCCUGGCCGAGAAUGAACUGUUCAUGAUGACGGCCAUCAUAUUCAAACGUUUCAAGUUCACCAAACAGACUGCUGAGCCAUUGGACGAGGACAUGAUCUUUGGUAUGGCAUCCUCUCCAUCCAGUUUCAAGGUGAUUGUUGAGAGAAGACAAGAAGAACCAAUAGCUCGAGCCAGCAAUUGCUCGAGUUGA
Molecule: messenger RNA, 1287 nt
Organism: Acytostelium subglobosum LB1
Lineage: Eukaryota; Evosea; Eumycetozoa; Acytosteliales; Acytosteliaceae
Exons: 4
Coding region: 1-1287 (428 amino acids)
Molecular function (GO): oxidoreductase activity, acting on paired donors, with incorporation or reduction of molecular oxygen; monooxygenase activity; heme binding
Source: RefSeq, a predicted model, not a curated record